AUGAAGAGUUCUUAUUUGUGCUGGUUUCAGGUGUGGAGGGAACUGUUCUCACCUCUCCAUGCUCUGAACUUUGGCAUUGGUGGAGACACAACCUGUAAUGUGCUGUGGAGACUACAGAAUGGAGAACUGGAGAACAUCAGACCCAGGGUGGUGGUUUUAUGGGUAGGAACCAAUAAUCAUGAGCACACUGCGGACCAAGUUGCAGGAGGAAUACUUGCCAUUGCACAGUUAGUUAUGACUCACCUCCCCAAGUCCAAAAUUAUUGUUUUGGGCCUGUUGCCAAGGGGAGAGUUUCCUAACCCCCUGAGAGAGAAAAAUGCAGCAGUGAAUAAUCUACUUCGCGCAUCUUUACCUCGACUCGGCCCUGUUCAGUUUAUUGAUAUGGGAGGUAGUUUUGUCCACUCAGAUGGGACUAUUUCAUCUCGAGACAUGUUCGACUUCCUGCAUCUGACUGCCAGUGCAUACAGGACCAUAUCAACGACUCUUCAUGAGAUGCUGCUUCAAAUGUGGGAGGAAACGCCUCAGGAGAGGCGGGCCUCACUGGUCUAGGAAGGGGGCACUGCAUUGGUCAAUCACUGGAGAGGCAAGGUUAAGAAUUGUUUGCUAUUCAGAAUGUACCUAAAAUACUUUAUUUAGCAAGACAAAGAAAAAUACAAAAAGAACAGCAAAACAAAAGGGGAUGUAGGACAGUGGCCAAUUUUAUAUGAUCAGUUGAAAAUGUGUGUAUGUAUCUAAGAUGCAUAAUAGACAACAGUAUAAGAAAGAAGACUAGAUAAGAAAUAUCUGUGACAAGAGAUAGUUUUUCUUAGGACAUGUUGCUUUGCGGUGGGACCAGAAUUUCUUCAAAAUCCCAUUGUCACAGUCUGAACAACCUUUAAUAGUAGCACUUACUCUGCCAUCUUCUCCGUGCCUUCAUACAUGCACUCGGUCACACAGUGUUGUUAUGAUGACUGCAGCAUGAUUCAGUUCACACAAGAGAAAUCAUGCCUUUGAAAUAUGUAUGUCUUGCUCCCAUAUUAAGAUCUUUGGCACAGAGGCGUCUGAAACCUCCUUUUUCUCUUUUGCCCUUUCAUAUUCCCAAGAACACACCUAUGAUAUAUUAGAGGAAGACUGGAGUGAAAACCAUCAAACAAUGUCAUACCUUGUGUUUGUGAGUUUGGGUGUGAGAAAGCUCCUCCUCUUAAGCAUCUAAUGCACAAUCGUGAGGUUUUCAGUGUUAAUAUGUAUCUCACUUGCAUCCAUGUUUUUGUGUAUGUGUCCAUGCGCUCUAUAAAGUAUUAUGUGAAGAGUUAAAUGUGAGUAUGGGAGAGCCACUGGGCAAGAAAUUAUAUAUAAAGUUAAGUGAGUGAGUGAGUGAGUGUGGGUGUGUGUGUGUGUGUGUGUGUAUGUAUUUAUGUAUAUAUAUAAAUAGAAUCUGUUAGUAUUAAUGUACUCUGUGCAGAGCGCUUACUGGUGCUGGUGUAUGUGAAUGUUUUUGUGUUGGAGUGUAAGAGAUCAACCAUCUAUAACUAUUUGUAUGGCCCGCAAAGCGUGCACUGUUACUGCGGCACAACUGCCACAUGCUUCAGAUCCAAGCAUUCCAAUAAAUCGGC
Sinocyclocheilus grahami is the source of this 1592-nucleotide messenger RNA. Its product is annotated as platelet-activating factor acetylhydrolase IB subunit beta-like. The coding region runs from base 1 to 549 and encodes 182 amino acids. The transcript is spliced from 4 exons. Gene Ontology annotation, cellular component: cytoplasm. Gene Ontology annotation, molecular function: platelet-activating factor acetyltransferase activity. Lineage: Eukaryota; Metazoa; Chordata; Actinopteri; Cypriniformes; Cyprinidae. The record is from RefSeq and is a predicted model, not a curated record.